Messenger RNA from Leptinotarsa decemlineata (Colorado potato beetle), 804 nucleotides. RefSeq lists its product as uncharacterized. NCBI's taxonomy places the organism in Eukaryota, Metazoa, Arthropoda, Insecta, Coleoptera, Chrysomelidae. The record is from RefSeq and is a predicted model, not a curated record.
AUGGCGACCAUCACCACGAGGGAUAAGCUGGAGGUAUUCGAGGAGCCCAUGUUUGAUCAUUCUCUAAUCAGUCUUCACGAGCAUACAUAUAAACCGUAUGGAUCACCAUAUUACAAAAAUUCAGAUGAAAUCCGAAUCCCAAUCAAUUUUCAAGACCUUAUACUCGAUAUUGCAGACAGUUACAUUUAUAUCGAGGGGAAAUUCACACCAUCUGAUGCCACGAAGCAGUUCUACCUAUCCAAUAACGCCCUCGCCUUCCUCUUCGACGAAAUUCGCUAUGAAAUGGGUGGAGAGCAAGUGGCCGUUGUUCGAAAACCCGGCAUAACAACCACAAUGAAAACAAUGAUAUCAUUUGGACAAACACAUGCAAAUUCCCUACUAUCAAUAGGAUGGAGUCUUGAUGUGAAUAAACAAGAUAUAUUGGAUUCCGUCAGCAAUGUAUUCAGCGGAAAAUUACCCUUGAAGUAUCUCAUGGGUUUUGCUGAAGAUUACAACAGAGGAGUAUUGAAUGUUGAACAAGAGCUCAUUUUGAUUAUUGCACGCUCAUUCAAAAAUUCGUUUAUUGGAGAAGUCGAUGCUCAUUUGGAAAUCAACAAAAUAGAAUGGAGAAUCAGACACAUCGUGCCGGAAGAUCGUCAGAAACUGAAGCUAUUGAACCGCAUCAAUAAAAAUGCGAAUAAUGCAAAAGUAAAGGUGGCUUAUCGUAUAUGGGACCUCUAUGAAUUACCCACACUUCGUGAUACAUCCUCAGAUAUAUACCAAAGUAUAUGCACUCAUCCUACACGAUGCUGUUUUGUCCUAUAA